Messenger RNA from Acanthopagrus latus (yellowfin seabream), 2806 nucleotides. Its product is annotated as E3 ubiquitin-protein ligase TRIM39-like. The coding region runs from base 117 to 1763 and encodes 548 amino acids. The record is from RefSeq and is a predicted model, not a curated record. The transcript is spliced from 2 exons. Gene Ontology annotation, molecular function: zinc ion binding; protein binding. Lineage: Eukaryota; Metazoa; Chordata; Actinopteri; Spariformes; Sparidae.
CUUAGAGUUAGUGAGAGUCAGCAGAGCUGCAGAGUGUCUGUGUUUCUGUCUGAGGGAAUAUUAAACUGAAUUCAUCAGGUCUCUCUCCACAGCAGAUUCAGAACCAGACUGUCAACAUGUCUGCUGCCAGCAGUCUGCUGACUGAAGAUCGGUUUCUGUGCUCCAUCUGUCUGGAUGUGUUCACUGAUCCUGUCAGCACACCAUGUGGACACAACUUCUGCAAAACCUGCCUCAUUAAAAACUGGAGUAUUAAUUACAGGUGUCGAUGUCCCAUGUGUAAAGAGGUUUUUACCACAAAGCCUGACUUGAAGGUCAACACUUUGCUCUCUGAGAUGGUUUCUCAGUUCAGACAGUCAGCUCAACAGAAAGCCAGCAGCAGCAGCUCAGAGCAACAAGUGUCCAAACCAGGAGAAGUUCCCUGUGACGUCUGCACUGGAACCAGACUGAAGGCCCUGAAGUCCUGCCUGGUGUGUCUGGUCUCCUACUGUCAGACUCACCUGGAGCCUCAUCUCACAGCUUCAGGUCUGAAAAGACAUCAGCUGAUCGACCCUGUGGAGAACCUGGAGGACAGGAUGUGUCUUGAACAUGAUAAACCUCUGGAGCUGUUCUGUAGGACCGACCAGAUGUGUGUCUGCACACACUGUCCUGCUUUAGACCACAAGAUGCAUGAAGUUGUUCCUCUGAAGGGCGAAUCUGAAGAAAAGAAGGCAGAACUGGGAAAGACAGAGGUUGAAGUUCAUCAGAUGAUCCAGAAGAGACGACUGAAGAUUCAGGAGAUCAAACAGUCAAUAAAGCUCAGCAAGGAAAAUGCACACAUGGAGGUAGCAGAAGGUGUUCGCGUCUUUACUUCUCUGAAGGAGUCUGUUGAGAGAGGCCUGAAUGAGCUCAUUGAUGGAAUACAGAAGAGCCAAAGAACAACACAGAAACAGGCUGACAUCUUCAUCAAAGAGCUGGAACAAGAAAUCUUUGAGUUGAAGAAGAGAGGAAGUGAGCUGGAGCAGCUCUCACAGUCUGAAGACCACGUUCAUCUUCUACAAAGCUUCCCAUCCCUGAAGGAUGUCCCACCCACCAAGGACUGGACGGAGGUCAGCACCCGUCCUUCGUCAUAUGAGGGGACUGUGGUGAGAGCUUUGGUUCAGCUGGAGGAAACACUCAGUAACAAGAUGAAGAAGCUGUAUGCUGAGUCCAAGCUGAGGAGGGUCCAGCAGUAUGCAGUGGAUGUGACUCUUGAUGCUGAUACAGCACAUCCUGAGCUCCUCCUGUCUGAUGACGGGAAAACAGUCAGUCAUGGUAACAGGAAGAAGAAUCUCCCAGACAACCCAGACAGAUUUUCUCAUUAUAAUUUUGUUUUAGGAAGUCAGAGUUUCUCUUCAGGCAGGUUUUACUUUGAGGUUCAGGUUAGAAGAAAGACUAAAUGGAAUCUAGGAGUGGCCAGAGAGUCGAUCAACAGGAAGGGAGAAGUCAAAAUGAGUCCUGACGAGGGUUACUGGAGUCUGUGGCUGAGAAACGGACAUGAGUACAGAGCUCUUGCUGACCCUUCAGUCAGUCUGUCUCUGGCCUCUCGGCCUCAGAAGGUGGGGGUGUUUGUGGAUUAUGAGGAGGGUCUGGUCUCCUUUUAUGACGUAGAUGCUGCAGCUCUGAUCUUCUCCUUUACUGGCUGCUGCUUCACUGAGAAACUCCUCCCAUUCUUCAGUCCGGGCAGGAACGAUGGUGGUAGAAACUCUGCUCCUCUGAUCAUCUCACCUGUCAGUCAAACUAUCUGACAUUUUUAUGACCAGCAAUUUAUUGAACUAUGAAGCGCUGCCAACAACAGAUCAGACAGAGUAUUCGUAUGUUGAUACAGUAACAGCAGACAAUCCUGAUGAAACCAAACGAUGAUGAGGUGAUUAUUUUAUUGUUAUUCUUCGUAGCGUUCGUACACCGCAAAGCUGUUUUCAUCUGAAUCUGAUUAAUCUUUCUAUGUGAUUGUGUCUCAGUGUGUUGUACAGCUUCAGGGUUAGAACCUGUACAGAAAAAGUUCAGUAUUCUGCAGUAGAAGCAAAGUGGUGAGACAAAUCUUAAAAGACGGGGAUUUAUAAACCGAGCAGAUUGAAGUGGCUUUGGAGCUGCUGUGAUACAUCAGACUAAGCCUUUAGAUGCAGCUUCUGUUGCUUUCAUGAGUAAUUAUUAUGACAUACUGAAUCACUGUGUUGACAAAGGUGUUCGUUAUGAUGACUUUCAGGGUCUUUUUUCAUCACAUGGAAGCUUCUAUACUCUAAAAAAAUCUGUAUGUUCUCAAAAUGCCUUAGUAUCUCAAAUAAUGACUUAACUCAAAAUAAUGAGUUGCUGUUGCACAAUGAUGAGAGACUUUCUCAUACUGAUGAUUUAUGAUUUCUGAAUAAUGAUUUUCUGAUUGAAACAAUGACUCAACAUCUGUUUUAUUCAUAACAUUGGUGAAAAUUAACUUGGAUGAGAACCAUGGAUGAGAUUGUGCUGUCACUGUUCUUUAUUUCCAGUUUAAGAUCUUACUUUUUGGGCAAGACAAUGUUGCUUAAAAUCAUUUUUAAAUCUGCAUAAAUUAUAUUUCAGCUAUUAUAGUAAUUCACCUUUUGACCUUUGUGUCUUUGACUUGUUCCUCUGUCAUGAUUUUAUUUUUGAUGGUUUAUAAAAAGCACUUUGGGUGGCAGUUCGGCCUGUGUUUGACUGCCCUGGUCAUCAGAUAACAUUGAGUCUCUGCAUCAUUCCUCAGACAAAACAAAUGUUCAUAUAUACUGAAUGUAUAUGAGCUACUGUAAAGGGAAUAAAACAUACCUUGUGCUAAAUUAAA